This is a messenger RNA of Aphis gossypii (cotton aphid), 2266 nucleotides long. RefSeq lists its product as uncharacterized. The record is from RefSeq and is a predicted model, not a curated record. The coding region runs from base 357 to 1610 and encodes 417 amino acids. NCBI's taxonomy places the organism in Eukaryota, Metazoa, Arthropoda, Insecta, Hemiptera, Aphididae. The transcript has 9 exons.
UUCGCGCCCGACGUGCCGACCACACACGCGUUCGCCGAAUCUUCCGUCGCACCGCAAAACCGAACGGAUUUCGCGCCGCACACGAACCGUCUCCGAUUCGACACUAAUAUCGUUUCCGGUCUAUCCGUCGGUCGAUUAUCGCGGUGUUUCCGGCUUCCGAAAUCCCCUCCCCGAAAAUUCGUAUUAUUAUUUGCUCGCGCGCGUUAAAAAAAAAAAUAAAAUAAAUCUGACAUCGUCUCGCCGCAGACGACGUUCGCUGUCCGUCGUCGCGUCGUUUGUACGAACGAUCGGGGCCUAGCGCGGCAAUAGGAACGGAUCGACAGAGGUGCGCGCGGCCGCGACGAGCGUCGUCCACCAUGCGUGCCGCCGCGCUGACCGCGGUCGCGGUGUUGGCCUGCUGCCGGCCGCCGAUGCCGGCCGUCCGGGCCGCUUGCCUGCACACGGCCAGAGACCUGCAGGCCCAGGCCCGCGCGUCCGAGGUGGUGGUCAAGGCGCUGGCCAUGCGCGUGUGGCCGGAACCCGACGGCCUGGUGGGCGGCCACUUUGCCGUCAUGGCCGUUUACAAGGGCGCCAGGGCCGUGAAAAACGUGUUACGCGUCGGCGGCACCGACUUGUUCAACAUGCACGACAAAAGAAUGAACGUGACGGGAUUUUGGAACGAUUUAUCGGGCGACGGGCACAGGGCGUGCGGUGCCAGAGCGACUGUGGGCACGUAUUAUGUGCUAUUUGCAGACGUCGUGCAUGGCCGAUUUGUAGCCAAAGACAGACAAGGCGCGUUGGUCGAGUGGACAGACGGCAACGAGAGGGCCGUGUGGCACGGACUCGGAUGGGGUGACUGGAGUGAUUGGUCGGCGUGCAACGUAUCAUGUGACACUGGCCUGCAGUAUCGGUUUCGACGUUGUCUGAAAUGCGGGCAAGGACAUAACAAGGAAAUGCGAAAGUGCAACGACUUCUCGUGUGACGGGGUUACAGAACUGAUUGCGCCGGGUGACCGCGUGCGUACCGUUGGUGGAAAGCUAAACGGUAGCGAAAAUGAGUUCAAUCUUCUCAACACAGUUGGCUUCUCGAACUCGUUUUCAUUGUUGAUCACUCUGCGAGUACAACCAAAAGUGGAUUUUGGUACUGUUUUUCGUUUGUCUUCAUCGAUAGAACCAUUCAAAGUCAUUACGCUUGAAGUUAGUGGUCCAGACCUAUUACGAGUUUCUGUAAACACAAGGCAGUCAAAUAGGUCAGUGCUGAUCGCUGCAGUUUUAGCCGAUGGAAUUACUCAUCAGCUAGGGUUGGGAUUUCAAGAAGAUGAAAUCAUAGCUUAUUUGGACUGCAGAUGGGUUACGACUGAGACGCUGAUGCAAAAUUCGUAUGCCUCAUCUCCGGAAUAUUAUGAUAUGGACGUCUUUGAGGAAUCGUUAACGGCGGAUUUGGUGCAAAUGAUUGUCGUUCCGGAUCCAACAGCCGUUUCAGACCAGUGCACCGUGUUUCGGAUAGCCGUGCUGGACACAGAGAUUGUCAAAACCAAAAUAAGAGAUAAAUCUCAAAGUAGUACCAAUGGAAUUAUUAACGGUGAACAUGAAAUUAAAAGAACUAUUUCCAAACACUCGGAUUCCGUUUAAUGAGAUCCGAGGAUGGACCUCGACCGGAGACUGAACAAAGAAUACGUCGACGUAUCAACGCACGAUCGUGUAUACAUAAAUACAAAUAUUAUUGCAAUUCAAUAAUAAUACGUCGGUGUUGUAAAAAGAAAAAAAUGUUCGUUAAUUAUAAAUAAACAUUAUUGUUCGAAAUUCUCGGAACUAUUAUAGGUAUGCACGUAAUAAUAAGACGUACUACGAUGAUGUCAAUGUAUAUAUAAUAAAUUAUUAUUGAUAAUUUAAUAUUGUAAUAUUCGAAGGUUUUUUUUUUAUGAAUUUAAAUCGUCAUCGGAACGCGACGGAGUCAAAUAUCGACGACGCGAUUUGAUAUUAUUAUUAAUAAUUUGUAUUGUAGUAUAUAAUAAUAAAAUGAAAAAUAUUUAUUUGAUGUUUGUACAUAAUAAUAAUUAUUAUAAUAUCACAAAAAUACGAUAAAUAUUAUACUAUGUUCACGGUUUUUAUGUGUGCGCGUUUUGUGUAUGUGCAAACAAUGUUUUAUUGUAAUAAUUAUAAAAAAAAAAAAACUAUAAUCUAUUGAAACGAUAAGCUUUUAAUCAAUGAACUUCCUCCUUUCACGCACAAUCUCGUUUUGCGGGUUACGUUGUAUUAUAAUAAAAUUAUAUACAACAAUAACAACA